GGCAGAUCUGGAGCCCACAUCAACUCGGAAAGCGGGGCGUGGACUCAGAGCGACCAGUGGAGAGGAGAACGGUGGUGGUUCUGGAGAGGGGGGGGGGAAAAAAGGAAAAACGAACUCCUGAAGAUACCAACUGGGAAAAGUGCGCCUAAGGAAUUUCUCAAAUCCUUUUACAGACUCUAUGUCCCUGCUUCUUAAAGAGACUGGGAGAACAAGCAGCCACUCUACAACACAAGCAUGGAUGACAUCUUCACGCAGUGUCGAGAAGGGAACUCAGUGGCUGUCCGUCUGUGGCUGGACAACACAGAGAAUGACCUCAACUUAGGAGACGACCAUGGCUUCAGCCCGCUCCACUGGGCGUGCAGGGAAGGGAGGAGCGGCGUUGUUGACAUGCUCAUCAUGAGAGGGGCUCGAAUCAACGUGAUGAACCGUGGAGAUGACACACCUUUACAUCUGGCUGCAAGCCACGGACACAGGGACAUUGUGGCUAAGCUGAUUCAGUGCAAAGCGGACCCCAAUACAGUCAACGAGCACGGGAACACCCCGCUGCACUACGCCUGCUUCUGGGGCCACGAUGAAGUUGCAGAGGACUUGGUAACCCAUGGUGCCCAGGUGUGUAUAUGUAACAGGUAUGGGCAGACACCUCUGGAUAAGGCCAAGGCUCACCUAAAACAGCUACUGCAAGAAAAGGCAGAGAAAAUGGGCCAGAACAUGGCCAAAAUCCCAUACAAGGAAACGUUCUGGAAGGGUACAAUGAGAACGCGACCCCGUAACGGCACCCUCAAUAAGCAAGCCGGUAUUGAUUUUAAGCAGCUCUCGCUCCUGGCAAAGAUCAAUGAGAACCAGUCCGGAGAGUUGUGGCAGGGCCGGUGGCAAGGGGAUGAGAUUGUGGUGAAGGUGCUGCACGUGAGAGACUGGACCACCAGGAAGAGCAGAGACUUUAACGAGGAGCACCCCAAACUCAGGAUCUUUUCUCAUCCAAAUAUUCUGCCUGUCCUUGGGGCAUGUCAGUCCCCUCCUUCUCCUCAUCCAAUCAUCAUCGCCCACUACAUGCCAUACGGAUCUCUGUACACCAUCCUCCAUCAGGGCACAACUCUGGUGGUCGACCAAAGCCAAGCGGUCAAGUUUGCCCUGGACAUCGCCAGUGGGAUGGCGUUCCUCCACACCUUAGAGCCGAUGGUUUCACGGCUUUACCUCAAUAGUAAGCAUAUCAUGAUUGAUGAGGAUAUGACAGCCAGAAUAAGCAUGGCAGAUGCUAAAUUCUCCUUCCAGUGUCCUGGGCGCAUGUACUCACCAGCCUGGAUGGCCCCCGAAGCACUGCAGAAAAAGCCAGAAGACAUCAACAGAAGAUCUGCUGACAUGUGGAGCUUCGCAGUGUUACUAUGGGAGCUGGUUACCAGAGAGGUUCCCUUUGCUGAUCUCUCAAACAUGGAGAUAGGGAUGAAGAUCGCUCUGGAGGGACUCCGGCCAACCAUUCCACCAGGCAUCUCUCCUCACAUCUGCAAGCUGAUGAGGCUCUGCAUGAACGAAGACCCAGCCAAGAGGCCCAAGUUCGACAUGAUUGUUCCCAUUUUGGAAAAGAUGCAAGACAAGUGAAUGUCUUAGAGUCGAUGUGUCCAAGACUUUUGUUUUGUUUUAUUACCCAACCACUCGUUAGCUUCACUCCAGUCCAUGUAUCUGCUACGCCACUGUAAAUACAGCCACAAACCACUGUUACUGCUCGUAUUUUAAACACGUAAUGCUUGUUUUGUGCAAGUUAAUUUGAAGUUUAUGUGUUAACUUUGCCUGUGUUGCUCUUAUAUAAUCACUCAAAUGUUCUUGUUGGAAUAUUGAAAAUUGUAUCUGCAGUGUGAAUUACAUUUCAGUGAUUCACGAGACAGAAGCUGAUCCAAAGAAAUGUGUAUAGAAUUAUAGCUUUUUAUACACGCCUGCUACAGCAGAUGAAAUAAAAUUUUAUAUUUAUGACAAAUACUUCUAGUGUAUUAUCUUCCCUUUGUGAAGCACUUAGCACAUGAAUUAUUUCUCAUCUGCUGUGAAUUUUGCAGUGGCCUUUUGUUGUCAGAUUUCAUUACAUUUGAAGAAAUGAUUCUUUGAACCAUGGUGUAAUUUUGCUAAAUAGGCAAAUUUAGCAAAUUAAAACGCCUAUC
This is a messenger RNA of Poecilia latipinna (sailfin molly), 2144 nucleotides long. RefSeq names its product integrin-linked kinase (gene ilk). Lineage: Eukaryota; Metazoa; Chordata; Actinopteri; Cyprinodontiformes; Poeciliidae. The transcript has 13 exons. Gene Ontology annotation, biological process: cell-matrix adhesion; substrate adhesion-dependent cell spreading; integrin-mediated signaling pathway. Gene Ontology annotation, molecular function: protein serine/threonine kinase activity; ATP binding; protein binding. The record is from RefSeq and is a predicted model, not a curated record. Gene Ontology annotation, cellular component: focal adhesion; stress fiber. Bases 235 to 1593 code for a protein of 452 amino acids.